Thamnophis sirtalis is the source of this 6872-nucleotide messenger RNA. The record is from RefSeq and is a predicted model, not a curated record. NCBI's taxonomy places the organism in Eukaryota, Metazoa, Chordata, Lepidosauria, Squamata, Natricidae.
AUGGAAAAUAACAAUGUACCCUCUCUGAAGAGAAAUGACAGUUUUAUUCCGAGGACAACCCAAAGUGUCUCUGAUCUUUUUAUUUAUGAUGGUGUUGAAGAAUGUUGGGAUUUUAUUGAAGGCAAGGUAGAUGGAUUUGACAGCUCACAAGUAGAUUCCACGCUAGCAAGUCAGAUUCCUGAGCGCACGGACAGCUGUUGCUUUAAUGCUAAAGCUUUAACUGCUUGUCAAACAACCGAAUAUGCCAAGACAUGUGAAAAGGGUAGCCUCGGCAAAGUUUUGAAAAAGGACAUACUGUCUGAGAGUCACACAAGGGUCCCUCUAGAAGAUAAGUUCUACUUAGCAGAGAAUUCCUCUUUUUUGGUAGAUAGUGGCAUUGAGCCUCAACUGGAUGGAAACUUUAUUGAAGUCACUGAGGGUUUUCAGAAUGACUUCCUUAAAGACACUGAAUCUUCUGAUGCGACGACGGAGGAGAUCCAUGAGGAUUGGGAGACAAAGCUGAAGUUUCUGUUGGAAAGCGAUGACGAGGAGGAUGAGCUAAUUCCGAGUACUGAUUGUGAUGGGUGUUCUUACUUCCUCGGUGAAAUGCCUCGCCUGUGUCAAGUAUCAGAUAACACUAUGCCCAUGGAGACCACCAUUGGCUUCAGGAGACAUCCGUCAAAGUCCAAAGAGGUAGCUGUCGGGAGCAACUUGACGGCGUACAGACCAUCAACUUUGCAAACAGGAAUGACUCUUACCGUUGGACAACGGCAGAAUAUGAAUCCCGGUAUGAAAAUCAAAGAAAAGCAGAAAGAACUGGUGAUCAAAAAGAAUUACUCCAGAACAGGAGAAGAAAAUCGUGGCCACAGUUGCCCAAGUUGUCAUGUUUCUCCUUUCGGAUUACAAGGCAUAGAAAAUGGAACUUCAGCAAUGAAAUCACCUUCACGACACUUAGAUGUUUCUUCAGCAACAGCGGAAGAACAAGAUACAGCAGAAUGCAAAAGCUUCUCAGGGGAAAUCAAGUCUCGGCGAGUGAUCCAGGUGGGGAAGAAAACGAUGCGAGGGAAGUCCGGUCUGCCCCAUUCUUCAGAAGAUCCUUCCAAGGCGCUACCUCCUAAACCGCUUCACGACUCCAAACUUCAUACAGUUCAGAGGGAAACAAAUCAUCCAGGUUCAGUCACGUCGCUUCACGGACAAGGAAAGACCACCUUGGGGUUAACCAAUGUUGCCGACAAGGAUGCUUUGUUUCAUGGUCAAGGAAGCCAACCGAGGGACGGGUUGGUAGGCAAAUGGAUUACUGGUCCGUCAGAAGGAAGCCAAGCAGCAGAAGAAAAUGCUAUGCCGAAGGCUGUGCUGAUGGAGAGUAUGCAAACUAGGAAGAAAUAUUCUGAUUUCAUUGCUUCUGUCCUCGUUCUAAUAUUUUGUAUUUUUACUUGGCAGGCAAACAUAGAGAAGCCCAGUUUGAAUAGAUCAGAGCAGUCAGGACGAAAUGCUUUAUUGUCGGAUAUUACCAAAGGAAAAAAGCUGAAGAAGGCUGUUACCAAUGAUAGGAGCGCCCCAGUUUUUGAUAAACCAAAAGGGCCAGCUGGUGGCGGAGGCGGCAGCUCUGGUUUCUCCAGUGGUAGCAGUGGCAGCGGUAGCAGCGGUAAUAGUUAUGGUGGCGGUGGACCUCCCGGCUUAGGAGGAUUGUUCCAAGCAGGGAUGCCAAAACUUAGACCUACAAACAGAGAUAAUGACUCUGCAGGAAACAAAGCUCCAGUGUUUCCACCAGGAGGACGAGCAACAUCUGCUAAGCCUUUUUCACCUCCAAGUGGACCAGGCAGAUUUCCAGGCCCUUCUGGACUAAGAGCGCCAGCAACAGAGCCACAGAGAAACCGAAUGCCUCCCUCAAGACCUGACUUUGGCUCCAGGCCUGACACGGGUGCUCCUCCUGUGCCAAAUACUCCAAGACCUAUUCCAUCCAGUCUGUACAACAGAGGUCCACCCCCUGUGCCCGGAGCCAGCAGACAAGCGAGCAUAGGGCUUACCCCUCCACCUUUCCCUGGUAAUAGAAAUUCAGGGCCUGGAGGAUCCAUUCGACAAUCAUCACCAGUUAGUCCUCCUUCUCCCUUCUCAAAUAGGCCUCCUCUCCCUCCAGUACCAGGUAGGCCAACAGAAGAUAAGACACCUCCGCCAUUACCUCCAAGUGGAAACAGGCCAUCUGUCAGCAGGGAGGCUUCCCUGCCACCUCCCCCGCCCCAAAACCACAAGCCGCCAAUUCCUUCCACACCACGACCACCUGCAAUAUCUUCCGUACCUCCUCCUCUUCCCCCAAGUCGGCCAGGCCCACCUCCAGUUCCACCGGCAUCUGGCGGAAAUGAUGAAAUGCCACGGCUUCCUCAAAGGAACACAUCGCUAGUCCCUUGUAUGCCUUGCCCCAAUCGUUCUGGACCUCCACUUCCGCCCCCAGUUGAGAGACCACCACCUCCUAUAAGGGACCCGCCUAGCAGAUCAGGACCUCUCCCUCCGCCUCCGCCACCACUAAUCAGAAACGGAAGUACUUCCAGGGCACUGCCAGCUACUCCCCAGCUUCCUUCAAGAGGAGGAUUUGAAAAAACCAGAAGUGGGCCUGUGCCCCCACCUCCUCCUGACAGGCCAGGUUCUGGAGCGCCCCCACCCCCUCCUCCAUCACUUCCCUCAUCUGCCCUCCGAAAUGGCUUCCAGGAUUCAUCCUGUGAUGAUGAGUGGGAAAGCAGAUUUUCCUUCCAUCCUCUGUCUGACUUGCCACCUCCAGAACCAUAUGUACCCAUGAACAAGAGCUAUCCUAGUAAAUUGGUAAAAAAUGACAAUAGAAGUGGAUCCAGUCGCAGAGAAAGAGGUGCUCCGCCACUUCCGCCCAUCCCACGGUGAAGUGGGCUUCUAAUCCCUUUCAGGAUGACUGUUAUCCUGACACGUUCUUUGAACCUCUCCACAUGUCAUCACAAUGCUCCUUCUCCAACAGCACUUUUGAGCACAACUCCCCACCUUUCGGUUAUUUUUUUUUUAACUUUUCCAUUUAACUUGGUAAAGCUCAAGGAUUUGCUUUGAAUGCCCUGCCUACAUUGGUUUAGAUGCAGGGUGACUGAGAUCUUAUUCCCCUUUUCUUGGCAUUUAGUUCUAGUGACACUAGUGGAACUUGCUUCCAAUAAAAUGCCAAAGCAUCUUUACCUUGAAAACUAUCUUCAAAACUUCUUGGAAACUAUCAUUCGUUGCAGUUCUGCUCAGCCUUGUCAUCAACAAGGAGAGAAAAGCUGCUUUGGCUUACAGCAUAAUACUCUUAGAUGUAAUUCCUGGAGAUGAAAGUCUUCCCUAUUUCUAUGGGUGGAAAUUCACUUUUUAAACUGUAAUCUCUGUGAGAUUACUGAUCAAUUUGAUCUGGGCCAUUAAAAAAAAAAAGUGGCACAGUAAUUGCUACAUUCCACUUCUAGAAAGAGAUUGGGGAUAAUUACGUGACAUUUUCUCAGGCAAUCUGUUUGAUCUGUAAUGAAUUGGAGCCUUUCAGAGACCAAAAGAAUGUUGCCAUCAAGAUUGCUUAUAACUUCCGUUACAGCUUUCACAAAUGCAUCUCAGGCUAGCUGUUGGGCUCAAUUGGAUUGAAGUGGAGAAUUUUUAAAAAAAGGAAAAUACUGGGCACUCGGUCAUUAGGUUGGGAUGAUUGAGUGUCAUUGUCAUUUUGAGGAUUACACCAUCACUUCACUAAUGGUUAUACUAUUAGACCUCCCUUCUAAGAUGUAUCAUUCCCAAAGCUUUCCAAUAAUAUGUAAUGUUUACUAUAAAAGCCUAUAUUUUGAUCUGCAAAAGACAGAUACUCAACAAUUAUUUAGUGUAUCCAAGUAUCAAAGAAUGCCACUAAGACUUUCUGUGAUUUUUUUUUGGCUAAUAUCUAUGUGCUGGACCUCCAUUUUUAUUAUGGUACAAGUUGAAACUUUUGAGUAUGGGAAUUUUUUAUUUGGCUCAUAUGUGCUUCAAACAGCUUUUCUUUUCUUUUGCGUUGGCAGCUACUAAUCAAAUAUCCAGCUAUAUGUAGGAAAUGUUUAACUGUAGAAGAAAUUCAAUUGAGUUUUUUACAAGCUCUCAAUUAAGUUUUUAACCUGGGUUCAGAAGCGGUUAGUAUUUACAUUCUGAUUUUGCUGCAAUGAUCAUUCCUUUCACAGGAUUUUCCUUACCUGAAAAAGGUCCAAGAGCAGACUUGGUUAUUGUGGGUUGGGGCUAUGUGCUUUUGGAAUCCUACCUGUCAAUAAAUGGAUUUGGCAAUUUACAAUGUUCAUUUUAUCUAACUGAUAUCAACUUACGGCAAGAAUCCUUGAAGAAUUAUGAUUCUGUACUGAAAUUUAUGGGAUAAGCCUCCCAGAGUGGCUUCACGGUAAGAUGGACAGCAUAUAAAUUUAAUAAAUAAUAAAACAAAUAAAACAAAUACAGUUUCUACUUAGGGGGAGAUAAGUUAUGAAGAUUUAAUUUCAAGGAUCUUCUCAGUUUUAUCUGCCUAAUACUUUGCAAGGUAGAGGCAGCAGAGUGAUCUUUCAAAUGAUGUUAGCAGCAUCUGUAAAGGAGGUUAAAAAAAAAUCAAGAUGGCAGAUGCUCAGCGAUGAUGUCAUGAGAUGGGAAGAAGCAGAAAUAUUGAUGAAUCAAUGUGUUUAAUAUAAUACAACGCACAACAGAAUUGUGGAAAGGUAAAGUAAGAUCUCUUUAGUUACAUACAUGAAAAGUAAACUCACAUAUUUGAGGAAAAAGUCUGAGGAUACACUUGAAAGUGUUCACAAUGGGUAUUUGUAUUAGUGGCCUUAUCAGCAAAGAUACACCUUUGUGUUGAUGGUAAGGACAGAACUAAAGAGAGCAAAGAAUAUAACUUUACAUUGUCUGUGAAUGAGUGUAUGUCAUUUUUAAAUUUACUUUUUUGGAUUAAAAUAGACUUUGUUUUAGUGUUGAGGUUCAUUCUUUGAACCCACUUCCGUGAUGGAAUUGGUAUGUAACGAAUACCUUUCAGGAUCCAAAACCUUUAUCCACCCAAAUUUUGCUAUCAAAUCAGAGAUUUACAUAAACUAUAAUCAGAAAUAGGUUUCAGCACUUUUAAGGGUCAUAUAUGGUCUAGAAUUAUAUUUUUCAAUGGACUGUUGCCCUAUUUGUAUAUAUUUAAUUCUGACAUUCAUACAGAUGAAUCAUUCCAGUUUCAGUCUGAUUACCAUAGUACAGUACAUGUGUGGAUUAUAAACAACUUCAACAUGAUGAACAAAAAAUAAUUGAAUUAUUAUUUACAUUUUGUUGCAGAAACUGGAAUAUUUAUGUUUCUUUGUAUUACCCAGAUUUUUUUAUAUGCUGCAAGGUCUCUGCAUCUUGUAUGUGUAGUUUGAUAGCCAAUUGUUAUUUUUAGCAUAUAAAGGGAAUGUGGCAGAAAGAAAUUCCAAAUUCACUGCAAUUUCAGUAGUUAAUGUAAUAGAACUCUUUGAGCUGGAAAAGUUGGACAAACUGAUUUAUCAAUGAAAGGGCCAUUAGCCAUUAGCCAUUAUAAAUAAGGUAAUAGAGCACUGUUCUUCUGCCAGUAAAUCAGGAUCAAUUUUCUUUAACUUGGUGCUUUCUAGCUUCAGUGGGAUGUCAAUUUCAAAUCUCCUAUCAUUCAACCACCUUGACCAUUGCUGAUUAGGAAUAAUGGGAUUUAUAGUCCCAAUACAUCCAACAAGAACCAGUUUAGGAAAAAAACUACUCAAGAUACGUGAAAAAGUAUAGUCAGCCAGGUAGAGAAAGAACAGGCAAAUAAUAAAAAUACCUGUGGUCCACUUAAUUAUGUUUCCUUACUGUGCUUAGUUUUAUCUGCCUAAUACUUUGCAAGGUAGAGGAAGCUGAGUGCUCUUUCAUACCAGAUAAUAUUGCUUACUGUAUCUACAAUUAUUACUACUAAAUAGCUGCCAUUUUUGUGGCAUUUAGAAAAUUAGAUCUUUUUUUACCAUUAAUCAAUCAAAGAAUUAACUUGGCAAAUUUACUUCUAGUGCAAUAUAAUCUGAAAUUCCAACCAAAGCCUUAACAUGCAGAAUGUGAUGUGGCCUUCAGAGAGAAACAUGGCCUUCUCUCUUUCUCAGAGGAUAAUUUGUUAGCACUUUCUCUUCUAAAGGAAACCUCCUCAAAGAAUUUAUGCUAAAUACUGUAAAAAUAUUUCAAAGAAGAGAUUUGUUUUGGUUGUGUAAACCACCUCUCUUUUUCUUUCACCAGAUAUAUUUUAAAAACAACAUGCUUAACACAUUUUAGUAUAGAUGCAUUAAAGUACAUAUUUAUUUAUGCACAAUAAGUAAGCGGUGGAAAAUAAAAUCACAUUUUCAUCCCUGGUGCCAUGAAACACCUCGGUGCCUUGAGUCUAAAUGGCAGCUUUGAAAAGAAACAAGAUCUAAAACUUAUUGUCUCCACUGUGAAUUUCAAAUACAACAUUUAUACUUUGUGUGAUAUUCAAGUAACAUACAACGCACAAUAUUCACUAAGUAGCAUCUUAUCUUACUAUACAGAAAUACAAUAUAAUGAAUUACAAACACCAGACUGCAAUUUUAAGUUCUUUAUUCUAGCAGUAUCUUGGAUGGAUAAAUUCAUGGAAAUUUUAGAUGGAUGCAUUUAAAAUUUGAAAAAAGCAAAAUUUAAAUCUUUUUCAUAUGAAAGAAUCAAAUCAUUUGUGAAAUAACAGGAUAUGUAUUUAAAAUAUAUGAUCCAUACCCUCCUUUUUAUAGAAUUGCACAUAUAUCAUGGAAUAAAACAUGCCCAUAUUGUAAAUAAGGUUGUUUUCAUUUGAUUUUAGGUUAUUAACAUGCAUAUCUUAAAGUACAUGUACAUGAGUAUCUAAAUGGCAAGUGAAUUUCUUGCAUGUACAAAGGAAUAAAAAUUAAAACGAUGCAAAGUUA